Messenger RNA from Paramisgurnus dabryanus, 2188 nucleotides. RefSeq names its product lactase-like a (gene lctla). Gene Ontology annotation, molecular function: hydrolase activity, hydrolyzing O-glycosyl compounds. Gene Ontology annotation, biological process: carbohydrate metabolic process. The record is from RefSeq and is a predicted model, not a curated record. Lineage: Eukaryota; Metazoa; Chordata; Actinopteri; Cypriniformes; Cobitidae.
GUAUACAUGUAAAUGUGUAUGAAUUUGACUUUAGACUGGGAGAGAGAGGGUGUGUGAAAAGGGUGAGAGAGACGUCAGAUAGAAACCACUGGUUCCUGCAAAUAGAAGCAAGUGACUCCAUCCUCUCCCUUUCACAUAGAAACUCUCUCUUCAGGAUAAGAUGUCUUUCAUAUUGGGAGCUCUUGACAAACUGGCUUAUUUUUUUUCUCUGAUAGCCUUUUGUGUCAGCGUGUCUUACAGCUGGGUGAAAUGAAAGCUGCCACUUCUGAUCUGGCUUCGAAAAAUAUAUAGAUUUUUGCAUUUUUGCUGAUUGCACAUGGAUUGCUAGAGCUUUUCAGUUUGGACACAUCAUUGAUUUGCCUCAGGUGUUACUGUUGAAUAUGAACCUCUGUAAGAUGCCUUCACUCAUUGUGUUGAGGGUUUGCCACUUGCUGCUGUUGGCACUGUGCAUAUUUGCUAGUGACGACUUUGACUGGACCAGAAACGAAAAAGAAUCGUUUCACUAUGGCAUAUUUCCUUCAGGAUUCUCUUGGGGUGUUGGCAGUUCAGCAUAUCAAACAGAAGGAGCAUGGGAUAAAGAUGGAAAAGGAAAAAGUAUCUGGGAUGUGUUCUCGCAUAAAAAAGGAAGAAUUCACCUAAAUGAUACUGGUGACUCUUCCUGUGAAGGCUACUACAAAGUCAAGGAUGAUAUCUCCUUGAUGAAAGACAUGAAGCUGAACCACUAUCUUUUCUCCAUCUCCUGGCCAAGGAUUCUGCCCACUGGGAUUAAGACUGAAUACAUCAACGAGAAAGGGAUAGAGCAUUACAACAACCUGAUUAAUAUGCUAAUUGAGAACAAGAUCACACCCAUUGUGACACUUUAUCACUGGGACUUACCUCAGGUUCUGGAGGAGAAAUAUGGAGGUUGGCAAAACACAAGUAUGGUCAACUACUUCAAUGAUUUUGCCAACUUGUGCUUUGAGAGAUUUGGCAACCGAGUCAAAUACUGGAUAACCUUCAACAAUCCUUGGUCUGUUGCUGUGGAGGGUUAUGAGACUGGAGAACAUGCUCCUGGUCUGAAGCUGAAGGGUACUGGUGUCUAUAAUGCUGCCCACAACAUCAUUAAGGCUCAUGCUAAAGUCUGGCACACGUAUGACGCUCAGUGGCGAAACAAGCAGAAAGGAAUGAUUGGCAUCUCCCUGUCCACUGACUGGGGAGAACCAGUAGAUGUUACCAAUCAACGUGAUAUAGAAGCUGCUGAAAGAUACGUUCAGUUUUACCUGGGCUGGUUUGCCACACCACUCUUUUUUGGAGACUAUCCUCAAAUAAUGAAAGAUUACGUAGGCAAGAAGAGUGCCCAUCAGGGCCUGAGUAGCUCUCGCUUGCCUACUUUCAGCCCUCAAGAGAAAAGUUAUAUAAAAGGUACCUGUGACUUUCUGGGUAUCUCCCAUUUCACUACUCGAUACAUCACGCAAAAGAAUUUUCCCUCCAACCGUGGAAACAGCUACUUUACCGACCGCGACCUUGCUGAGCUGGUGGAUCCACGCUGGCCUGACCCUGGAUCAGAGUGGCUUUACUCUGUGCCAUGGGGAUUUCGCCGCCUGCUCCACUUUGUGAAGACCCAGUAUGGAAAUCCAAUGAUAUACGUAACAGGAAAUGGCGUAUCAGAGAAGAUGGUGUGCACAGAUCUCUGUGAUGACUGGAGAAUGCAGUACUACAGGGAUUACAUCAAUGAAAUGCUCAAGGCGGUUAAAGAUGGUGUGAAUAUAAAGGGAUACACAGCUUGGUCACUGCUUGACAAGUUUGAAUGGGAUGAGGGCUACUCUGAAAGAUUUGGUCUGUAUUAUGUGGACUUUGGGAGCAAGAAUAAACAACGCUAUCCUAAAGCAUCAGUUCAGUACUACAAGCGCAUCAUUAGCUCCAAUGGUUUCCCCAACCAAAGAGAGAUUGAAGGCUGGAAAAGAAAAGCGCUGGAAACAUGCACCUCGAGUAACCAGCUCCUUGCUGCAGAUCCAUUAAUCAGCCACAUGGAGAUGGUCACAGAGAUUGUUGUCCCCACCGUGUGCACUGUCUGCAUUCUGAUCAGUGCUGUUUUUCUCAUGUUUCUGCUGAGAAGAAGAAUAUAAAGCAGACUUCUUUACAUUUACACAACUAUAUUAUAUUUUCACAUUGCAUUUACUAUUAUUACAUUUGAUAUGCAGAGACUUGU